Clunio marinus is the source of this 1018-nucleotide messenger RNA. The record is from the annotation of a GenBank genome assembly. NCBI's taxonomy places the organism in Eukaryota, Metazoa, Arthropoda, Insecta, Diptera, Chironomidae.
UUUUUUUGCAAUAGUCAAGCUUCUUAGUUACGAAGGUGUGAAGAGGUUAUUCUCAGUGCGAAAAAAAUAAGAAAUAAUAAUAAAAUAAAAAACUAUAAAGAGAAAGAAAAGCUCGCGCGGUGUCUCGAGAAUUAAAGUGUGUAGUUGAAAUUUACCCAAGGCAAAUAUAAAGAAAAGAAUGAAAUGAUUGCACAAUCUUAAAUAAAAAAAAAUUCAUCGUCAGCUACAUGUGUCGAAGCAAGAGCUUAUAGCCAAUUUUCGAAAAUUAUUGUUGAGGGAUUGGCAUUAAAUAGCAGAAAUCAAGAGUGAUUUAAAAGGUGAAUAAAAUUUUGUGAAGCAACAGCAGCAACGGCAACAUCAACAAAAUUAAAAAAAAAAGGUGUAAAGAAAUAAAAUUAAGAAAAGGAAACAAAACUAAUAUGUUUAAUCUUUGAUAAGAAGAAGGCAUAUGUAUGUAGUGUUGAUAUCAUGGUGUAAUAAGUGUACAGUUUAAGUGACUAAUUAAGUAGUCAAAAAGUAGAUAUAAAAGAUUCAAAUCAAAGAGGGAAAUAAAAAAGAAAAAAUUAAACGACUUUGAAGAAAACAUUUACAAGUUUUCGUCUUCGCAUCAAAGGUGCUUUUAAGUCUAGUCACGGUGGCAGCGUCGUCGGAAAGGAAGGUCUCGACCGAACGAGGCCAUUUGACGAUGAACGAAAGCGCCACCACCAACAAUCGUCGAGGAUCAGUCGAGGGAGUCGUCCAACGUUGUGGGUUAUGUUCACUGUUAACGAGUCUUUUAAGAAGGGCGAUGUGUGUUGGAUCGCGACGUGGUAGUGGGGAGUCUUACUACCAGGAAUUAGCUGAUACAAUGGCACCGGAAGCUAUAACUGAUUCGUCAAAGGACCCAAUCUAUAUCCGUUUAAUACUCGUUGCCUACCUCAACAUCGAAACAACUCAAACGAGAGCAAACAAAACAGAGGCAGGCAUCAAAAAGCGAUUUUUCAUUAUGUCAACUUUACACAAUUCAACUUUCAAUUGA